Molecule: messenger RNA, 1500 nt
Organism: Guyanagaster necrorhizus
Lineage: Eukaryota; Fungi; Basidiomycota; Agaricomycetes; Agaricales; Physalacriaceae
Exons: 1
Coding region: 1-1326 (441 amino acids)
Molecular function (GO): protein binding
Source: RefSeq, a predicted model, not a curated record
AUGGCAGAUAUCGAACAAGGACUUACCUCCAGUGGCACCGACCAUAUCAACACUCUCCCGAGUGAACUACUCGCCGAGAUCUUUGCAUACGGCGCUACAAACCCACGAUAUCCAUAUCAUAUUAUCAUCCUCGGUAGGGUGUGCUGGAGGUGGCACGCCCUAACGCUAAACUUUCCUACCCUCUGGACGAAAAUCUACAUCCCUGUCAACGUUGUCGUCAAAGGAUGUUUGAUCCACCGACCACGCUAUGAGAGGACCGCAAUUGACAAACAAUGGUCCUCGAAAUUGCGGGAUACAGUGGAGCUCUACCUGACGAGGUCAAAGACGUGCAUCAUUUCGAUCAACUUCGUCGAAGCUCUCUCACCCAGAAACUGGGGAUGGGAGUAUACGUUUUGGCAACUGUCCUUCGACAAAUUGGCAGGGUUGCUCCGCAAGCACAUGCACAGAUGCUACGAGCUUCAUGCUUUCGUCGACGAAUGCCCGCGCGUAUACGAUCUUCUCUCCGAGGCAAACUUGAAAUUGCCAUUGCUUGAGAGCCUUACACUCCCGAAACUCUUGGAUCUCCCCUUUGUCCGAUCCGCGACGAAACUCCAUACGAUACGAACCGAAUUCGUCGAAAAGGACCUCAAAGAAUUGGCAGUCGAGAAUGUGGAACUUGCAACCUGGACGCCUGGGGAAAAUCUCAUGUCCUUUCCCAAAGCCAAGGCCGUUACGCUGCUCCCACCGCCGCCAUGUUCGACAACUUGGCCGCACGCAAGAGUAAUUGCGGUGACCGGCCGGAUGUUCUGCAGUGACUUAGUCUCCAGUUUGACAGUCGCAGGCACCAGAAAUACGAUGGUAAAAAUUGAAGAGAUGCUCUGUAAAGUUGAGUUUCCGAACCUUGAAAUAUUAAAACUCGUCCACUUUGAUCGUACGGGACCCCCUUUGCGCUUGAAAUCCAUAUGCAGGCCGCUAAAGGGGACUUCGACAAUGAAGCAGCUCGUGUUUCAGGGGUUUGCUAUCCGUUUGCCGGACAUGCUGGACAUACUCAGGAUGGUUCCGCGCUUGACGUGUCUGAGUAUCUACGACUCGCCAUUCCCGCUCUUCGGACCGUACAGGCCAGUUUCGAACGCGCUUUUGGGAGCGUUGGCAGACACGAAAAUAGUUCCCGAUUUGGAGAGGCUCAAUAUCUUCUGGCGACAUGAUCUCGACAUAGAUGAUAGUCUGGUCAAACGUUUGCUCGACACGCGACGAGAUCGUCUUAUUGAUGUUGUAGCACGCCAGGACCACGUAACACCACAUAUAGUGUGCUCCCGUAUCAUAUGCGCAGCAAUCCAUGAGACAUAGAGCAAAGAAAUAGUUUGUAGGGUCGCGAGUAGAAAUCAGUGCCGGACAGCUUUUAGUUUCUUUUGAAAACAAUGUUCUCCCAGUGAGCUCGAUUUUCCUAGAGAAUAGAAACUGCGGUGCUUUUUCCAGCUCAGAGAAUGUGUGGAAAUCGUAGGUCACCAGGACAGUCUUGAC